This is a messenger RNA of Triplophysa rosa, 5435 nucleotides long. RefSeq names its product two pore segment channel 1 (gene tpcn1). Gene Ontology annotation, cellular component: lysosomal membrane; endosome membrane. Gene Ontology annotation, molecular function: monoatomic ion channel activity; voltage-gated channel activity. Gene Ontology annotation, biological process: monoatomic ion transport; transmembrane transport. Lineage: Eukaryota; Metazoa; Chordata; Actinopteri; Cypriniformes; Nemacheilidae. The transcript is spliced from 26 exons. The record is from RefSeq and is a predicted model, not a curated record. Bases 432 to 2849 code for a protein of 805 amino acids.
GCACUGUCGUAAAACACAUAACGUCAAAUUCUCCUGCUUGUCGGAUACGGUUAUUUUAUUUAUAAUGUCAAAACUCGUUUAAACAGUGUUUUUUUCCUUUGCGAAGUUGAGUUGGACUUGUGUUAAGUUUUAAAUAUACCGUAUACUUUAAGCUUCUGUUUUAAUGUAUUUCAAUACCAGACGCCGAUAAUGACGUAAACAGACAGACAGACUCAUGGUUUUAAUGAUUUAAUGGUUGAAUUUAAUUUUAAGCGCACAUUUUAACUUUAUUAGUUUGAUGUCUAAGAUAGGAUAAACGGGUUCUGCAAGUCGUUUUGUUUAGCGCAGGUCAGUGUUGAAGUUUAUAUGCAGCUGCCAGGGUUAGUUUAUUGAGCUUGCAGAUCGUGUGUCCUCUAACAGCGAUCUGCUGAUCAUUUCUCCGGUUCAGCGGGAUGGCUGACGGGGACGACGACGUGCCUCUGAUUUUGACCUGGGACGAUGCGAACAGCGGACUGCUGGAGGAGGAAGAGAAUGGGGUAGGAAAUUAUGAUACUGUAAAUAAUGUCGUCAUUCCAGCCUCAGGAGCAACCGAACCCAGGGCCCAGAAUUCACUGCAGCACAGCUGGGAAAUGAACUACCAGGAAGCAGCAAUAUACCUACAGGAGGGAGAGAAUAAUGACAAGUUUUUCACUCAUCCGCGGAGUGCCCACGCGCUCAGCGCCUACCUGUUCGCUCAUAAUCAUCUGUUCUACAUGAUGGAGUUGCUGACUGCAGUGUUGCUCAUGCUCCUGUCCCUCUCUGAAGCUCCUGCAGUCCCCUCUCUCCGCCUGGACGUUUAUGUUCAUGCUACUCUGGAGUUGCUGGCAUUGGUGAUGGUGGCGUUUGAGUUGUGUAUGAAGCUCCGGUGGCUUGGCUUUCACACAUUCAUACGACAUAAGAGGACCAUGGUGAAGGCGUGUGUCCUGUUUAUUCAGUUCAUCGAGGCGAUUGUAGUCUUAGUUCGGCAGACGUCCCACCUGCGUGUGACGAGAGCCCUGCGACCCAUCUUUCUGGUGGACUGUCGUUACAGUGGAGCUGUUCGCAGAAACCUGCGGCAGAUAUUUCAGUCUCUUCCACCCUUCAUUGAAAUUCUACUGUUGCUGCUUUUCUUCAUGGUCAUCUUUGCCAUUCUGGGUUUCUGUCUGUUCUCCCGCAACGCUGUCGACCCUUAUUUCAACACAUUGGAGAACAGCAUUGUGAGUUUGUUUGUCCUUCUGACAACUGCAAACUUUCCAGAUGUAAUGAUGCCGGCAUAUUCAAAGAAUCGUUGGUCAUGCAUUUUCUUCAUUGUGUAUUUGUCCAUCGAGCUCUACUUCAUCAUGAACCUGCUCUUGGCGGUAGUUUUUGACACCUUUAAUGGAGUUGAGAAGAUGAAGUUUAAAUCUUUGCUUCUACACAAGCGGUCUGCCAUCGAGCAUGCCUUCCAGCUGCUGGUCAGUCGACAGAGGCCAGAUGGCGUGUCUCUGAAGCAGUUUGACGGACUCAUGCGAUUCUAUCGGCCUCGAAUGAACGCACGGGAUUGUUUCCUCACCUUUAAGUCCCUGAACCAAUCAGGCGCAACUAUGUUGAGCCUCCAGGAAUUUUAUAGGUUUUAUGAGGUGAUUGGGCUCAAGUGGAAGGCUCGACGGAGUGGGGAGCACUGGUUUGAUGAUCUACCUCAUACUGUGUUUCUUAUCUUUAAAGGAAUUAAUUUACUUGUGAAGUCCAAAGCCUUCCAAUAUGCAAUGUAUCUGGUAGUAGCGAUUAAUGGCAUUUGGAUCCUGGUGGAGACAAACAUGUUAAAUGAUGGGGUCUCGUGGACUCGUGUUGUCCCUUGGAGUUACAUUGUUUUCCUCACAAUUUAUGGCAUCGAGGUCUUUUUGAAGAUUACGGGUCUUGGUCCUAUGCUAUAUUUCAGUUCAGGAUGGAACCUCUUUGAUUUCUCAGUAACAGUCUUUGCCUUUCUGGGAUUGAUUGCUCUGGCCUUUGACAUGGAGCCGUUUUACUUCAUUGUGGUGUUGAGACCUUUUCAGCUUCUCCGGUUGUUUAAAAUUAAGCAGCGUUAUCGGAACGUACUGGACACAAUGUUUGAACUGUUCCCACGUAUGGCCAGUCUAGGUUUGACUCUGAUUAUCUUCUAUUAUUCCUUCGCCAUCGUUGGAAUGGAGUUUUUCGCCGAUGUUGUUUAUCCAAACUGCUGCAACACUAGCACUGUUGCUAAUGCAUAUCGUCAGAUUAAUGAAACCAUUGGCAACCGGACUGUGCUGCAGGAGGGAUAUUACUAUCUCAACAACUUCAAUAACAUCCUGAGCAGCUUUGUCACUUUAUUUGAGCUAACAGUGGUGAACAACUGGUACAUCACUAUGGAAGGCAUCACAUCCCAAACCACCCAUUGGAGUCGCCUGUAUUUCAUGACUUUUUACAUUGUCACCAUGGUUGUCAUGACUAUAAUUGUUGCCUUCAUUCUGGAUGCGUUUGUCUUCAGAAUGAACUACAGUCGGCAGAACAGAGAGCCACUGGGAGACCCAGAAGAUGAAAAGGGGAUUGUAUUUGAGACAGAGGUAUCUCAAACCGAAGCUCUUCAGACUCUGGACUUGUACAAACACACACUGCGCAACACAAAUCUAAGCUCACUUCAGGGGAUGUGUGCGGCUCUGGAGCGGUGCGGGCAGUCUUCAUUAGUGUUUCUGGGUCGAAGGUCACGUACCAAGAGCGACCUCAGUAUGAAGAUGUAUGAGGAAGAGAUUCUGGAAUGGUACGAGGAAUAUUCCACAACAAACCUUCAACCUGAUGAGACAUUCCACAGAAGUCUGAACAGCCCUGAGGCCAAUGCAACAGACAGCAUUAAUUAACUCGCACACACUUACACAAACUCUGAACAAUGCUACAGCAUCGACUAACACACUCACUUGUACCUCUGAGGGACCUUGGGAUUGUCUUCCUCAUGUUGAUGUAAAGCACAGGUGCACACCAUGACAACUCCUUUCUCCCUGCUUCCACUCGGAGACCCAUAGAACAUCGUCACUUAAAGCCUUAUUCCCCGCCUCCAAAAAUGGUUCCGUGGCCAAUCAGGGAAGCUUAAAGACCAAUCACGUGACAUGCACUAUGUCCAGGAACCUGCCCCUCCACGAAUGCACCUCAUGACAUUUGCUUUGUGCUGGAUGACCCUGUAUGAUUCUCUUAUGGAUUCGUAAAAUUGAAACCAGCGAUUGAAUGUAUCUCUGGGAGAUGAAGCAGAACUGAAUGUCAGGAUUUUCGCACCAAGUGCUCUGUUUCUCCAGAGUCAGAGGUAUUGCUUAACCAACAGAUAAACAAUAAUAAUAAACUAAUGCUGUUUUUAAACUAAAGCUUCUUUUUGCUGGGACCUAAAGAGAGGCUUAUUUUGCUCUUUAUAUGGAAAUGAAUGCACACCGAUUUUAUCAAGUAUUUAAGACACUGAUACAUCCACCGAUUUGUCAGUACAGGUGAGUUUUGAAAAACCAGCCCUCGGCCAUUCAGAUUAUUCAAACUAUAUAUUGUGUCUCACCCUUAUCAUGUAAUCCUUACCCACAACCUCUCUGCAUUUUGUGUGGGAUCCAAUUCAGAUCCAGUCACAAUCGUAGUGUUAAAGUAUACAGUUUUAUUAUUUUAAUUAAUUCCUCAUGCCAGAUUUCACUUUCAACAUUUUCUUUUCAAACAGUAGAGUGUGAAGAUGAGUUUAUUAUUUUAUUGUUUUACACACAGUGCUUCUAAACAAACAUGUUUAUUUAUAACAAGAAAAGCAAUAGAUUUACAUAUAUUUCGACCGUUAGCAGCAUUAUAUUAUUUUAUUUGAGUGCUUCGAUUUUAUUGUAAUGUCCUUAACGCUUUUAAAUGAAGUUGAAACCUCAUAAAUAAUUGUUUACUCUCAUCAUCUGACUUGGAGGGUCAUUUCUGCACAACUUGGUUGUUGGUUGUAUUUGCACUGUAAGAUGCACAGCUUAAAUGCUCAGAGUAUAAGGGAACAUGAUGUGUACACUAUAGAACAAAAUUGACACCAAACCACACCAGCUCCUCUUAUAAUGUAGGAUUUACCAGUGUUUCAGUUCUCUGUGUUUGUUAUUUUGUACAUGUACAGUGAUUACUAGUAAAUAAUACAUUUUAAUGAAAUGUCUUUUAAUGUUAUUUAUUAGUUGUUUGGAAUGUUUUAUAUGUAAUGUGGGUGGGUAUUUCACAUUCUGUUGCCUCCAGUUACCAGGGACGAACACGCAAAUGUACAGUAUAUGCGGUUUCAGCAGCAACAACAUUACCAAACGUUAUGUGGCCCAAACUUAACUUCCGGUAGACCUCCACAAAGAAUCAAUAACUGUUCAGUAGUUUUAAUGUAAUUUAAUACAAUGAAUAUACAAUAAAACAUUAAAUUAAAUAUAAAAUAAAUUGUUAAAGUCCCAGUGAAAUAAAAAAAAUACAAUGCCUAUUUCUUCAUGAAAUAUUGCAGUGUUUAUUGUAAAUAGUUUAUCAAUGUGGGUCAUUGUCUUUUUAAAAUCCGUGUGCCCUCAUAAUCUUUAGUUAAAAUCUGAAAAUGCACUUCCUUCUUGUAAUGACGAUCCAUCUUAAAUGACGUAUGUUAGACGGCUUGGGCGGAGCAUCUGUUAACUCCUCCCCUUCAUCUGUCAGUCUGCUCCCAGUUCCAUUUCAAAAAGCAACGGCUGUUUUUAUACAUCCAAUCAAAUCGCAGAGAAAGACGAAAGCCACGCCCAUUGUUUUUCUCAUGAGAAAUUCCAUUUCACUCGGAAAUGCGUCCAAAUACGGAAGUAAAAACGUUAGCAACUUCUGGUUCGGACUUGCACCCUUUAACCAAACACAGACCGGAAGUUAGCUUCGGGACAGGCGCUUGCGUCUGCAACCGGCGUCUAAAAAGUGUCCGCUCAGCAGCACUGAAGGGAGUUCUCCCUACUUCCCUAAAUGCUGCGGCAGUACCGAAAAAGCUUUUUUAUGAACAGCAGAUGAUGUAAGUUACAAAUGCACAUAUAUAAGAUAUAUUUUGACUGGCACUAACUUUCGUAACGUAUCUCCUACUCUUCAUUUUUAUUCAGUGUAGUUUGAGGAUGUUUGUGUUGCAGAACAGCAGGGGGUAGCACAGAGUCAAAGAGCAGGGAACUGAUUUUGCUGUGUCUGACAGAGGAUAUGGUAUGCGUGUAAGAUUAUUAUGUUUCAUUUUUAUCUAGAUGUGUCAUUUUAGCCUGGAUGUCAUUUUAAACCAUUUAGACAGUCGCUUUUCUUUUCCAGAUAUAGUAAUACGUGUUUUCUUUUCACCUGUGUUCAGACUGUUGUGAUAUCAGACAUUCAGUUGAAGGCAUCACACGUUAAAACAAAAAGUUAAUAAUGAAUGGUACAAAUACUGUACACAGUAAGUUUUUGUGAAGUUUAAUUGUUGGUGCAAUAUAUUCCUGGUUUCCUGGGUUGGGUGUCCUUAAAAG